This is a messenger RNA of Paramecium pentaurelia, 365 nucleotides long. Lineage: Eukaryota; Ciliophora; Oligohymenophorea; Peniculida; Parameciidae. The record is from the annotation of a GenBank genome assembly.
UUAUGAUGGUACCUCCUAAGGUUUCAUCAAAAGAAGAAGAUCCAUUUUAAUUAAUGUUAUUAGAUGAAUGCCCUAAAAGAUGUUCAGAACAUGGUGUAUGUAUUGAAAAUGAAUGCUAUUGUUGGUUUGGUUAUACUGGGGAAUGGUGUUAAGCUGAAAAAAUAAGUGAUUUUUAUUUAGGAUGGACAAAAAAGUAAGUGAUUUAAGCAUGCAUUAUCAGUUUCAUUGUAGGAUUGAUUAUUGGUUAUGGUAUAGUAUUAUUAAUGAAAAAGAGAGGAAACAAUGAUGAAUUUAGAAAUAUGACUGAAGUUUCAAGUCAAAAAAUUGAUGACAAUGAAGGAGAAGUAGAAGAAUUAAUUAUAUGA